Camarhynchus parvulus is the source of this 7721-nucleotide messenger RNA. RefSeq names its product chromodomain-helicase-DNA-binding protein 8-like. The record is from RefSeq and is a predicted model, not a curated record. Lineage: Eukaryota; Metazoa; Chordata; Aves; Passeriformes; Thraupidae. Gene Ontology annotation, molecular function: ATP-dependent chromatin remodeler activity; ATP binding.
ACCCCCUAAAUCCUCCCAAAAUUUCCAUUUUUUGGGGUUUGGGACCCCCAGGACCCCCCAAAUUUCCAAUUUUGGGGUUGGGGACCCCAGGAUUUUCCAGUUUUUUGGGGUUGUGGGCCCCCAAAAUUUCCGGGGUCCCCUCUAAAUUUCCAUUUUUUGGGGUCAGGACCCCCAGAUCUCCCCAAAUUUUGGGGUUUUUGGGGUGGGACCCCUCCAAUCCCCCCCAGAACCUUUCGAAUUUUGGAUUUUUGGGGUCAGGACCCCCAAAAUUCCCCCAGAAGCUCCAAAAUUUCAGAUUUUUGGGGCUGGGACCCCCAAAUCUGCCCCAAAUUUCGGAUUUUUGGGGCUGGGACCCCCAAAUCUGCCCCGAAUUUUGGAUUUUGGUGCUCAGGCCGCCCAAAUCUGCCCCGAAUUUUUGAUUUUUGGGGUUGAAGCUCCCAAAUCCCCUCCAAAUUUCUGAUUUUGGGGUUCAGCCGCCCCCAGUUCCCCUUUCCCUCUCCAAAUUUGAGAUUUUGGGGAUCAGGACCCCCAAACCCCCCCAAAUUUUUGAUUGACACGGUCAGGCUCCCUCGAAAUUCCGUUUUUUGGGGUCAGAACCGCCCAAAUUCCCAUUUUUUUGGGUCAGAAUUCCCCAAAUUAACAUUUUUCGGUUUCAGCCCUCACCAGAAUCCCCCAAAUUCCCAUUUUUUGGGUCAGAACUGCUCAAAUUCCUAUAUUUUGGCAUCUAAACCCCCCAAAUUCCCAUUUUUUGGCUCAGAACCUCCCAAAUUCCCAUUUUUUUGGUCUAAACCCCCCCCAAUUCUCAUAUUUUGGGGUCAGAACCCCCAAAUUCCCAUUUUUGGUGUCUAAAUCUCCCAAAUUCCCAUUUUUGGGGUCAGAACCGCCUCAAAUUAACAUUUUUCGGUUUCAACGCCCCCAGAACCCCCCAAAUUCCCAUUUUUGGGGUCCAAAUUCCCAUUUUUGGGGUGAGAACCUCCGAAAUUCCCAAUUUUGCAGUCAGAACCCCCUAAAUUCAGAAUUUUUGGGUCCAAACCCCCCAAAUCCCCAUUUUUGGGGUCAGAACCCCCCAAAAUCCUCUCAAAUCCCCAUUUUUCAGUCCCACCCCCCCAAACCCCUCCCAAAUUUUAAAUUCCCGUGACCCCACCCCCUCCCCUAAUUACCAUUUGGAGGCCCCGCCCCCCAUCAUGGCCGACCCCAUCAUGGAUCUCUUCGACGACCCCAACCUGUUCGGCCUGGACCCCCUCCCCCCCGAGGAGCUGGUGGCCCCGCCCCCUGCCCCGCCCCCUUCCUCCGAGGCCCUUCCCCCUCCCUCCUCCGACCCCCUGGCCGAAGCUUUGGGGCUCUCAGGGGCCCUUGACCCCGCCCCCGCCCCCAGCCCCGCCCCCAGCCCCGCCCAGCCCCUCCCCCAACCGGAAGCGGAAGUGCUGAGUCAGGGGAACCCCUUCAUGGGGGUCUCCGCCCCUCCCCCACCCGCCCCGCCCCCCGCGGCGGGAGCCCCUCCCCACAAAAUCGUCAUCCUCAAAGCCCCGCCCCCGCCGGGAGGAGGCCCCGCCCCGGCCACGCCCAACGGCGGCAAAGUCACCCUGGCCAAGGUGCUGGCCCCGCCCACCAUCCGCGCGGGGGGCGUGGCCUCGGCGGCGGCGGGGGGCGUGGCCUCGGCGGCGGGGGGCGGGGCCAGGCAGGUGAAGCAGCUGCUGCUGCAGCCCCUGAAGGCGGCGGGGGCGGGGCCGGGCGCACCUGGGACCGCCCCCCUGAAACCCGGCCUGAGCCUGACGCCCGCGCAGGGCGAGUCCAAGCGCAUCACGCUGGUGCUGCAGCAGACACCUGGCGCAGGUGCCGCCCCCGGGCAGCGCCACGUCGUGCUGGGCACCCUGCCCGGCAAGCUCCUCCUGCAGGGCGGGGCCGCGGCCACGCCCGGCGCCGCGGCCAAAGGCCGCCCGCGCGCUCCGGCCAAGGUGGUGACCAUCCAGCUGCAGGUGCAGCCCCCGGCCGCGGCCGGACACGGCGCCGCGCAGAAGAUCCAGCUGAUCCAGCCGGGGGCGGGGCCGGUGGGCGUGGCCCAGGUGCCGCAGGUGGUGGGCGGGGCCGGGCAGAGGCUGACGGUGCCGCUCAAGGUGGUGCUGCAGCCGCAGGCCAGCUCCUCCUCGAGCGCCGCCGCGGCCGGCCUCUCGGUGGUCAAAGUGCUGAGCGGCUCGGAGGUGACGGCGCUGGCCGCGGCGCCCUCGGCGUCCCCGCGCGGCGGCGGCGGGCGGCGCGCUGGCGUUGACGAGAGCCGCAAGCUGGAGCACCAGAAGAAGCAGGAGAAGGCCAACCGCAUCGUGGCCGAGGCCAUCGCGAGGGCCCAGCGCCUCGCGGGCGAGCAGAACAUCCCGCGCGUGCUCAACGAGGACGAGCUGCCCAGCGUGCGGCCCGAGGACGAGGGCGAGCGCAAGCGGCGGCGCAAGGACCGGGCGGCGGCCAAGGAGGAGCGGCCCCGGAGGGGCAAGGGGCAGGGCAAGAGCAAAGGCAGGGGCAAGGCCAGCACCAUCACGCCGGUGGUCAGCAAGAAGCGCAAGCGCAACGCCAGCUCGGACAAUUCGGACUCGGAGGCGCUGCCGGCGCCGUCCCCGCGCCAGGACGCCGACGGCGGAGGCGGCGGAGGGGGCGGAGUCCAGAAGCGGCGCUCGAACCGCCAGGUGAAGCGCAAGAAGUACACCGAGGACCUGGACAUCAAGCUGACGGACGACGAGGAGCUGGACGAGGAGCUGGACGUGACGGGGCCGGCGGCGCUCGGACGCCGGCGGCCGGACGCCCCGUGCCGCCCGGCGCCGCCGCGAAGCGGCCCGGGACGCGCGCUGCUGCCCUCCAUGCAGUUCUUCGUGGAGAACCCGAGCGAGGAGGACGCGGCCAUCGUGGACAAGGUGCUGGCCAUGCGCGUGGUCAAGAAGGAGCUGCCGUCGGGACAGCUGGCGGAGGCCGAGGAGUUCUUCGUCAAGUACAAGAACUACUCGUACCUGCACUGCGAGUGGGCGACGAUCGCGCAGCUGGAGAAGGACAAACGGAUCCACCAGAAACUGAAACGCUUCAAGACCAAAAUGAACCAAAUGCGGCAUUUCUUCCACGAGGAUGAGGAGCCCUUCAACCCCGACUACGUGGAGGUCGAUCGGAUCCUGGACGAGUCGCACAGCGUGGACAAGGACAACGGCGAGCCCGUGGUGUAUUACCUGGUGAAGUGGUGCUCGCUGCCGUACGAGGACAGCACCUGGGAGCUGCAGGAGGACGUGGACGAGGCCAAGGUGGCCGAGUUCAAGCGGAUCCAGGCGCGGCACCCCGAGCUCAAGAGACAGCCCCGCCCCCAGGCCGGCGCCUGGAAGAAGCUGGAGGCGUCGCACGAGUACAAGAACCACAACCAGCUGCGGGAAUACCAGCUGGAGGGCGUCAACUGGCUGCUCUUCAACUGGUACAACAGGCAGAACUGCAUCCUGGCGGACGAGAUGGGGCUGGGCAAGACGAUCCAGUCGAUCGCGUUCCUGCAGGAGGUGCACGGCGCAGGUGUGCGCGGCCCCUACCUGGUGAUCGCGCCGCUCUCCACCAUCGCCAACUGGGAGCGCGAGUUCGGCACCUGGACGCACCUGAACACCAUCGUGUACCACGGCAGCCUGGCCAGCCGGCAGAUGAUCCAGCAGUACGAGAUGUACUGCAAGGACAGCAAGGGCCGGCUGAUCCCAGGUGCGUACAAGUUCGACGCGCUGAUCACGACGUUCGAGAUGAUCCUGUCGGACUGCCCCGAGCUGCGUGAGGUGCAGUGGCGCUGCGUGGUCAUCGACGAGGCGCACCGCCUCAAGAACCGCCACUGCAAGCUGCUGGACAGCCUCAAGCACAUGGACCUGGAGCACAAGGUGUUACUCACGGGCACACCUCUGCAGAACACGGUCGAGGAGCUCUUCAGCCUCCUGCACUUCCUGGAGCCCUCCCAGUUCCCGUCCGAGGCCGAGUUCCUCAAGGACUUCGGGGACCUGAAAACCGAGGAGCAGGUGCAGAAGCUGCAGGCGCUGCUGAAGCCCAUGAUGCUGCGGCGCCUCAAGGAGGACGUGGAGAAGAACCUGGCGCCCAAGCAGGAGACCAUCAUCGAGGUGGAGCUGACCAACGCGCAGAAGCGCCUGUACCGCGCCAUCCUGGAGCGCAACUUCGCCUACCUGGCCCGGGGGGCGGGGCACGGCAACGUGCCCAACCUGCUCAACACCAUGAUGGAGCUGCGCAAGUGCUGCAACCACCCCUACCUCAUCAACGGUGCGGAGGAGCAGAUCGUGGCGGAGCUGAGGGCCUCGCUGCCCGCGCUGCCCGCGCCCGAGCUGGCGCUGCAGGCCCUGGUGCGCUCGGCCGGCAAGCUGGUGCUGCUGGACAAGCUGCUGCCGCGGCUGCGCGCCGGCGGCCACAAGGUGCUGGUCUUCUGGCAGAUGGUGCGCUGCCUGGACAUCCUGGAGGACUACCUCAUCCAGAAACGGUACCCGUACGAGCGCAUCGACGGGCGCGUCCGGGGCAACUUGCGCCAGGCCGCCAUCGACCGCUUCAGCCGGCCCGACUCGGACCGCUUCGUGUUCCUGCUGUGCACGCGGGCCGGCGGGCUGGGCAUCAACCUGACGGCGGCCGACACCUGCAUCAUCUUCGACUCCGACUGGAACCCCCAGAACGAUCUCCAGGCGCAGGCGCGGUGCCACCGGAUCGGGCAGAGCAAGGCGGUGAAGGUCUACCGGCUGAUCACGCGCAACUCGUACGAGCGCGAGAUGUUCGACAAGGCCAGCCUGAAGCUGGGCCUGGACAAGGCCGUGCUGCAGUCCAUGAGCGGCCGCGAGGGCUCCAUCGCCGGGAUCCAGCAGUUCUCCAAGAAGGAGAUCGAGGGCCUGAGGUUCUCCAGUUUGAGGCCCUCCACGCGCCGAGUCAUGGACAAGAGAAGGUCCAGGUGGGCUUUGGUGGCCCUGGAGAAGAUCGAGAUGAGUUUUGGUGGGUUCAGGUGGACUUUGGUGGUCCUAAAGAAGAUCCAGGCCAGCUUCGUGGCCUCGGAGAACCGCACGGACAUCGCGCUGGACGACCCCAACUUCUGGCAGAAGUGGGCCAAGAAGGCCGACCUGGACCUGGAGCUGCUCAACAGCAAGAACACUCUGGUCAUCGACACCCCUCGGGUCCGCAAGCAGACUGACCACUUCAGCACCUGGACUCGCCACUUCAGCACGCUGCGCGACGAUGACCUGGUGGAGUUCUCGGACCUGGAGAGCGACGAGGACCUGGAGCGGCCGGACCGGGCCACGCCCGCCCGGACACGGCGCGGCGGCCACCGGCCAGCACGGCCGCCGUUCGGCAGGAGCGACUGCGUGCGCGUGGAGAAACACCUGAUGGUCUACGGGUGGGGCCGCUGGCGCGAGCUGGCCGCCCAGGGCCGCUUCAAGCGCCGCGUGUCCGAGCGCGACGUGGAGAGCCUGGGCCGCGCCAUCGUGCUCUUCUGCCUGCGGCACUUCCGCGGCGACGACGGCACCCGGCGUUCGCGUGCGCUUUGGGUCACUGACGGCACCCGGCCGUUCGCGUGCGCGCUGCUGAGCCCUGGACACAACAACGGCCGGGCCAGGAGCGUGGCCGGACAGCAGGGGUCGCCGUCGCUGCCACGCGGCCGCAAGGGCCGGAAGGCGCCGAAGGUUCCGGAAGGUUCCGCGGGCGCCGAGUGGCUGCUGCAGGACGAGGGCUACCGGAAACACCUGCGGCACCACGGCGGCAAGCUGCUGCUGCGCGUGCGCACGCUGCACUUCCUGCGGCACGAGGUCAUCGGCGAGCAGGCCGAGCGCGUCCUGGCCGGCGCCAGCGCCAGCGACGUGCACAUCUGGCUCCCCGCGCUGGAGCAGCCGGAGCCGCCCGCGGCCUGGUGGGACCCGGAGGCCGACAAGAGCCUGCUGCUGGGGGUGCUCAAACACGGGUACGAGCGGUACCACACCAUGCGCGCAGACCCCGCCCUGUGUUUCCUGGCCCGGGCCGGGGGUCCCGAUGCCGCGGCCGUGGCGGCCGAGCAGCGCCUGGAGGGGCCCGAGGGGGCCGAUUUGGACAAAGAGCCCGAGGACGCCGAGUACAAACCCCUGCCGGGCGCCGAGGAGGGCGACGCCGCGGCCCCGCUGGACCCGGAGAGCUUGGCGCUGGACGGCGACGAAGGCUCAGCACCAUCCUGCUCCUCCUCCUCCUCGUGGCCCUCGGCCGCGGCGCUGACCGCUCGCUUCCGCCGCCUGAUCGGGGCGGUGCAGCGGGGCCGGACCCCCCGAGCCGCCCCAGCCCUCCCCCACGCGGCGAGGGCGGCGGCAGCGGCGCGGCCACGCACCGGGCGCGACAAGCAGCAGCGCUGGACGCGGCGCGAGCAGGCCGAUUUCCUGCGCGUGGCCUCGACGUUCGGCGUGGAGCUGGAGCCGGGCUCGGGCCGGUUCCGCUGGGGCCGGUUCCGCGCGCUGGCCGGGCUGGAGCGGCGCUCGGACGAGGAGCUCACGCGCUUCUACCACGGCUUCGUGGCCAUGUGCCGCCAGGUGUGCCGCCUGCCGCCCGCGCCCGGAGACGUUCCUCCGGCUCUGUCCCCGCCCCCGUCACGCGCCGUGUCCCCUCUCUGGCGCCCGCGCUGGCCCUCGCCGCCUUCGCGUCGCUGUUCCUCCGGCUCUGUCCCCGCCACCGUUAGCCGUGUCCCCGUCUCUGGCGCUGCGCUGCCUGCGCCGGCUGUCGCUGCUGCGCUGCCUGCGCUGAAGGCGCUGCCGCACUCCGGCGCUGGGCUCGCUGCUGGCGCUGCUGCCGCCGGCUCGCCUGCCGCCCGCCUGGUGCCUGCGCUGGCGUGCACGCUACGCGCUGGCGGGCGGCGGCGCAGCACGGCCUGCGGGGGCGCUGCUGCGCGCGGCAUCGCCCCCGGGCUCAUGGGGCCGGAGGCGCUGGGGGCCGACGACGAGGACGAGGAGGAUGAGGAAGAGGAGGGGGGGGGGGAGGACGAGGAUUCCCCUCCCCCCCCCGGCGAGGGCGGCUCCCCCAAGGCGCCCCUCCCCCACCCCGCUCCGGGGGGGCCCCAAAAUCUCCUCUAUUGGCCCAAGCCUCACAAGGAGUUCACGGUGCAGAUCAAGGACGAGGAGGGGCUCAAAUUGACCUUCCAGAAACAUCGGCUGGGGCCCAACGGGGCCCAACGAGCGCCCAACCCUCCCAAGAAAAACAGCAAGAAACUGGUGGAGCUGGAGCUGCGCUGCCUCGAGGGGCUCCGGGACCCCCCGGGAGACCCCGAGGGCGCCCUGGGGGCCCCUCCCCCUCACCGCGGAGACGGCCCCGAAUUCGCCGACCCCCGGCUGCAUCCGUUCGUGGAGCAGCGGCGGGAGAAGUGGCACCGGAAAAAGUUCAUCCCCUCCCCCCCCUCAGGUUUGGACCUUUCCAAGAUGGUGGCGUUGAUGGGGGGCGGAGCCAGCAGCGCAGGGGGCGUGGCCUCUCCUUCCUUAGCCCCGCCCCCACGCUUCCGGCCAGAAGCAGAAGAGGAGGCGGAAGCAGGAAGUGGGUGCUGCCCCCUGCUGGCCGACCCCAUGUUGCCACCCACUUCCGACUCGGAUUAAGCCCCGCCCCUUCUCCUGCCGGGGCCACGCCCCCCUCCCCAUAUUUAUAUAAAUAUGUAAAAUGUCUCUGUGUCAUAGGGGGGCGGGGCGGGGGGCGGGGCUGAGCGGGGCGGGGCCGAGUUUGGCGGGGGUCAAUGU